AUCAGCGACGCAUGCGCAUACGGGGAAAACCGCUAAACAGGGAAUUUCCGAAUUUGACAUCUAUCAAUAGUUUGAUUUAGGUAAUCAAACUUUAGCACGACUUACCAUCUUUACCACCUGUAUAUGAAGAUUCAGAAUAACCGAUCGUCGUGAACAUCAGAGUGAAUACUGACUGACUUAACUACAGAAGUGAAAUGAAUAAUUGUCUUGGAAAUCCCCUUUCACGACAAAAAUAGACGUUUCCUCACAACUUUAAGUUUAUUAUACCGACGAUGGCUAAACACAACAACCCUCGAUCUAAUAGGGAAUUGGAAGCUGCUUAUGUCAUGUCAGAGCUUUCAAAUCAACCUUCUGCCACAAAUGGUCCAAGUCAGAAUAUUUCUGCAAAACUACCACCAAAGAAAAGAAAGCUACAAGAUGAAGAUAGGUCCAGUUUAGAGAUUAAAGAAAAGUUUGAUACCAUAAAAACUUCGGAUGAAGAUGGAGAUUAUCCUCUACAUAUCGCUUGCUCCCAAGGAAAUGUUCAAGUUGUCUCGACAAUCUGCGACGUAUUGAGAAAAGUACCUAAAGGCUCUGAUUUGUUAAAUGCACUUAAUAAGGACAAGCAAACCCCUAUCAUUUUGGCAACCACAUUAAAUGAAUAUGAAACUGUUCGGUUAUUACUUAAAGAGGGUGCAGACUGUAGUUUAAGGGACACAAAAGGAAGAAAUGUAGUACACAUUGCCGUCAAAUAUAAGGCAAUAAAAUGCUUAGAGUUAAUCUGUGACAAGAAACAUAAUGAAGAUAUAUGGAAUGUUACUGACUACGAAGGUUUAACCCCUUUACACUAUGCUGUAUUAGGCGGUGAUAGUAAAAUAGUUGAUUUAUUGAUCAAGUCUAAAGUUAGAAUCGAUGCCCCGGUAAGAUUUUCUAUUUCUAUUAGUAUUUAUGUUUAUGUUUAUAUUCAUCAACGUCAUUAUACCAAAAGGACGGUAAGAGUGGACUAUCGGCUCUAUCCUACGCAGUGGACAGAGACCAAAAGGGAAUUUGUUCAGCUCUAGUCUCUAAUGGUGCAGACAUUCAUCAACAGUGUUUUUAUGGAAUGACACCAAUUCAAAUUGCAAACAACAACGGAUACAGAGAAUUGGCAAGCACCUUAGCUAGUCAACCAAUUGAUGGCAGUAUUAAAAAAGCUACUGGGUUAAAUAAACAAGACGCUCAUUUCAAUCCUUGAAACCUUAAAACCAAUCUACAGUAAAAGCUCACGUUGUCGUUUAUAUUUUCAUUAAGAUCUGAAUUAUUAAUGUUUAAAUCAGCUGAGAGAGGAAAAAACAGAGCAAAUUAUCUCAUUAAAAUAUUAAUUAUUUGAAAAUACCGAUUUGGACAACUUUUCUUCAAGCUAAUAAACAAACAAACACAUUAUUACAACUAAUUACUUGAAAUGUUAAAUUUAUGAAUAAAUACAAUUAAUUGUUAAUAUAUACAGUAUAUAUUUGAUUUUUAUUUCAAAUGGAUGACAAAAAUUAUUGCAAAAUAUAUGAAAUUGUUCGAAAAGCAAGUAUUAUUAGUUUCUAUAUGAAGGUUGAGUUGCAGAUUUUUAAACCCUUAUAGAAUUGCGUAAAUUAUGAAAGGGACAUAAUUAUGGAAGCUAACGUUCUUUAAUUUACUCAAUAAUUUAUUUAACAGUGCUAAUAAUGAUUCAUCAUACUAUUC
Messenger RNA from Dimorphilus gyrociliatus, 1692 nucleotides. The record is from the annotation of a GenBank genome assembly. Lineage: Eukaryota; Metazoa; Annelida; Polychaeta; Dinophilidae.